AUGGCUCAGGCUAUAGGUAAUGUAAGUAUUAUUACUCUGAUAUUGUUUGUACUUUGCAUAUUGAAUCACUACAAGAUUGCUAGUGCGGCUGUUUAUGCUGUUGGAGAUGCACAAGGGUGGAGCUUUGGAAUACAAAGUUGGCCUAUUGGCAAGCAAUUCCAUACUGGUGAUAUUUUGGUUUUCACAUACCCUAAUACCAGACAUUCGGUUGUUGUGGUUGAUGAAAAUGGUUUCCGGACAUGCAAUAGUACAAAAGGUCAAGAAUUUACAAGUGGCAAUGACCAAAUCAAACUUCAAAAGGAACAAAACUAUUUCAUCUGUGGUAAACCGGGGCACUGUGCUGGUGGAAUGAAAAUGACAAUAUCUGCUGCAUAG
This is a messenger RNA of Argentina anserina (silverweed cinquefoil), 375 nucleotides long. RefSeq names its product basic blue protein-like. Lineage: Eukaryota; Viridiplantae; Streptophyta; Magnoliopsida; Rosales; Rosaceae. The record is from RefSeq and is a predicted model, not a curated record. Gene Ontology annotation, cellular component: plasma membrane. The transcript has 2 exons. Gene Ontology annotation, molecular function: electron transfer activity. The coding region runs from base 1 to 375 and encodes 124 amino acids.